Messenger RNA from Amoebophrya sp. A120, 3530 nucleotides. The record is from the annotation of a GenBank genome assembly. NCBI's taxonomy places the organism in Eukaryota, Dinophyceae, Syndiniales, Amoebophryaceae.
CAGGUUUGUUUUGUAUCAUUUGAAUUUGUCAUUGUCAAUGUCAAACGACACACUGUAUGAAGAUCUUGUCCACAAAAAAUACUUUUUUUGUCCACGACGCACUGUAGAAUCCCAAGCCCAACUUAUGAAAAUUUUUUGGACCUGUAUACAAUUUUGAAAUUCAAAUUUUCGUUUUUCUAACCUCUGCUCCGUCUGCAAAAUGAAGUUGAAGGAUACUGUCUCAUCAAGGCCGUGGAAGAUGCGGGCAGUGUUUGUGCUCGUUUUUGGAUAUCUGCAGUUCGAUUCUUCUUGCCAUGCAUGGGCUGCGGUGCUUGUACCUGCACAAUCUUCCGAUUCCGAGGUGCGCAACCGGAAGAGGUCUGGGUCUCUGACGCGCUUGGGAGAAGAUGUGACACCCCGAGAUUCGCGAUAUAAUGCAAACUCCCCGGAGCAAGCAGGGGGUACUAGUGGUAUGGCCGGGUGGGCAACUGCAGCUGACCCCAAGAUGCCAGUGCUGCCCACGGACGGUGGUACGGGGUCCGCAUCCUCCUCGAUUCCAGCGGCACGAGCAGCGGGUUCCACUUACGCGUUUGCUGACGCAGCCUCGCCUGUGAGUCCUCCUUAUCCAACUCCUACUGACCAAAAACCGAGACCAGUGCCUGCGUUGAAAGUCCUACCGGGCGAUAUCAACAAAAAGUCAAAGUGCCCGGUCACUCGCCUCUGUUCCGCACUCGGCACGGCGCGCGGCGUCUGCGCCGUUCUGUACCGGUUGUUCUGCCUAUCUGUAGCCUACGUACCGGGCAAGGUCAUUUCCCGUGUUACCGGAAAUCCGAAGUCCAUUCUUCGGCCGUGGCCGCUGCGCACCCUUGCGGACACCGUAAAGGGCUUUCCCUUCGGUCUGGACUUGCAAGUCGAAAUGAGCAGACAGGACUACGAGACGAUCGUAGCCGAGCUUGGCCACGACGUCAAAAGACAAGCGGAAAUUGCUGCAGCUGCAAGCUUUAGCCAGGUGAGAACGAGAUGAUACGGACUGCGUGUAGUUGUGGGUUUUUCUCCAUGAGAUGCAAAAUCGAUAGCAGGCUAGGAAAAUAGAAUUGCAACACCACUUGCAUGUAAGAAAACCAAUUCAACAACAAUUCGACUGACAGGAGCUCGACCUGACGAAAGCCGGUGAAGCCACUUUAAGGGUCGACUUCCCGAUUCCGGAAGUGGUCGAUUCACGCGAGGACAUAUACUCCGGUUUGUACGACGACCGCAGCGGUACUCGGCAAAUCUGGAUCAACCGCGAGAAGCCGGAGCUGCAGCUGGUCCGAAAGUUUUUCGGUGCGGGGUACGAGCUGUUUCACUAUCCGACGGUUGAGCAGAUCGCUGCCGAAGGCGAAGACGCCGUGCCGCACGACAGCAACACCGAAGCGAAUCAGAGAGUAAUUAUCCGCGCGCCACAAGUGGAACACGUAGCAACGUACGACACACAAAAUGGUGUGUGGAAUGUGAAAAAAAUCUUCGAAGGAAGCCCCAAAGGAGCUUCUUCCACACCGAUAAAGUGGUCCGCCGGAGUCCGGCCUGCGCACGUGUGUCGUGCUGCGCAGGAGGGGGCGGAAGGUUCUUCAUGCCAUAAGCAGGUGGUCCGCAUCGGACCAGAGUACCCGGAGAUACAGCGGCUCUUUGUUUGGGAACUGAUGAAACGGGCCACGAUUGCGGUUCCCAACCACGUUUCGCAGUUGGACCCGGUAAAUCGUCAGAUUGUGAUUGUGAUUUCCAGUUGCAGUUGGAACAGCUUGCCUAAAAUUCUUUUAGACCCGCGACAUGCCUCUCAUGUACAGCUUUUUUGAAAGAGCCCCGGCUGCUCCUCGCUGAAACUAAGGAUUUGAAUAACAUCGAUCAAAACAGCUCCUUCUCAUGUGCGUGGGCUGGUCACAGGAUGAGAAGACUCGGCAGGUCCAGGGUCCGCGUUUUAUCUCCCACCACGGGGUCAAGGACUACCCCAUCUUCGGUUCGGUCUGCUCGGAACUAAACGGAAUUUUCGUCGACCGGAACAGCCCCGAGUCGAAGAAGAAGUGCAGCGAAGCGAUCCGCAACCACUGUGCCGAUUGGGUGUACAACGCGAAUGUGGGCUUGAGCGAGGACCAGCGCCCGCUGGUGAUCUUUGCGGAAGGCGGUUUGUCCAAUGGGAAGUCACUGAUGCCGCUUCGCUCCGGAGCGUUUCUGGAUGCGCAAGCGAAAGUUCGACUGGUGUUGUUGCACUUUGAAAAGCCCGGAUUGGCCGAAGUGCUGUAUUACGCACCGAAGGUAAGAAGUACAAUGUAUGAUGACCUAUUUUUUGCGUGCUUACUUACUUGAUUAGUAGCACGAAGCAGGAUAUUUCAUGAUGAUGAUGAUGAUGACGAUGAUGAUGGAGCCCCUGCCAUGCUGCGUGAAAAAUUGGAAUUGCACCUACUUCUCUACUACCUUCUCACCACGUUCUGCUUCAGGAUGCUCCUCUACCAGCGGAGCCCGAUUCCGCUGAUGUGCCAGCGUGGGACGGUGGUCGCGUUGUAGUUAGGAAAGCCGCGGACGUUUCACGCGUCGACGAAGAGGAGAUCGUCCCGUCAGAUGACCCGGAUGUAUCUGCCGAAUCCGGGAUGGACCACACGGGCGCACAAGGAGGUGAUGGAGUAGCAAAACCAAUCGACCACGAGGACGCACUGGCGCGGCGGCUGCGGAACAACUUACUCAAGGGUCGGCAAGUCUACGACAAUCCUGAGGAGCUGCAGCGCGUGGGUACGGGCGAAUGGUUUAACCAGCGGGUGCUGCGCGAACUCCCCCGGUCGGGUCGCCGAGUAGUGGUUCUAAAGUUCUUGCCGCUCCAGCAGCCAGAGCGGGGAGAGUCGUCCCUAGCUUUUCAGCAGCGGGUGGAACACCUAAUGAAGACGCAAUAUGCCGAGUUGUCGGAAAGGCAAGACCGGGACGGGAAAAGUUCGAGCUCAGACGCAGGAGAUGUAACACUGAAGAAGAAAGGGAAGGCAUAGCGAAGAAACAAGCGAUAGGCCACGCACUGUGCGAGCCUGUUUUGAUAAAAUAUGUUCCUUGUGAUCCGGUAUAAAGAUGGAAGUGCAGCCUUACUGCAUGGAAGUCAAAGUGGUGAUUGACAUUGAUGUGAGAAGUGUAGUUUUGACAAUCUUGAUCAUGUCGCAAGGCAUGAAGCCACUGGAUUUCUUCGGCAGCCUUCUAAAUUUUUAGAUCGAGCCGAAAUUCUCAGGGCGGCUCAUAUGGUAGUCACUCUUGUAGAUCUUCUGGUGCAAGAGUAGAUCUUUGGGAAUACUGGAACAAUGAUUAAGUCAUUUUGUGCAUGGGCGUACUUGCAAGCACUGAUGCUGAGAAUAAAGGUCUGAUAAAGCUACUGUUGUCAACAUAAUCAUGCCCGCAAGGAUGUAAAAUACGUAUUCGUAUUCGAUUUCGAAGAAUGAUUGGUCAACCCGCUGUGCCGUACUUGCCUACUUAUACAAUUAUUUGCUGCACAAGGAAAAUGAAUCUUGAAAAAACGCUGUCGUGUGGUAGUUGCUGAACCUUAU